AUCUAGUUAUCAUUAUCUACUAGUUCAGCGCGGGAGAUUCAUGCGCGCGCACGUCUUUAAAAUGUCGAGUUUGAGUUUAUUUUUAACGUCGCUCCUUAUAGCGUUUGCGGCGGGUCAAGGGGCAAAUCCCAUUGUACGAGUGCACCAUGGCAUGCUCCAAGGCACCUGGAAGGAAUCUACUAAUGGACGAACAUUUGCCAGUUUUCAAGGGAUCCCAUACGCGAGACCGCCGGUUGGAAAAUACAGGUUUAGGGAUCCCCAGCCAAUGAAACCAUGGCUUGGUACAUGGGAUGCGACACGCACCCUCUCGGACUGUCUGCAGUACGAACCUAUCUUCAAGAAAAUCACUGGUGACGAAAACUGUCUAUUCCUGAACGUGUACUCCCCUAACAUAGCUGUGGGAACCCAUCUUCCAGUGGUUGUAUUCAUCCAUGGUGGUGCCUUCAUGUAUGGUACCGGAUCUCUGUAUGGUCCUGCUAACAUGAUGGAUAGAGAUGUCGUCUUAGUCACCAUCAAUUACCGGUUGGGACCACUUGGUUUCCUCAGCACAGGUGAUGAAGCAGCACCAGGGAACGUUGGUCUAAAGGACCAGUCGUUCGCUCUCCAGUGGGUUAAGGAAAACAUCAUGAUGUUUGGCGGAAACCCUGACAGCAUCACGCUCACCGGCUGCUCCGCGGGGGGCGCUAGUGUGCACUAUCACUAUCUGUCACCUAUGUCUAGAGAUAGAUUCCACCGAGGUAUCGCGUUCAGUGGCUCCUCCUUCGCCUCCUGGACACACUCCGUCAAACCAGCUGAGAAAGCGAAGUCCCUCGCCGCAAUAGUCGGUUGUCCCACCAGCAGUAACAAGGAAAUGGUAGACUGCAUGAAGUACAGGCCUGCUGAAGUCAUCGUGCGUGGACAGAUCGAGAUGUAUGAUUGGAAGGUUCACAUGUUCACCCCGUUCACCCCUACUGCGGAAGUCGGCUCCAAGUCUCCCUUUUUGACCGAGUACCCCUACCACGCGGCUAAAUCUGGGUCCAUUAACAGCGUGCCUCUUAUAGGGUCCGUCACGUCGGAAGAGGGCUUGUAUCCCGCUUCAGCAUACCAAACCGACCCCAGCAUCCUCAACGACCUGGAGGCCCGGUGGGAGCACCUCGCGAGCAACAUAUUUGAAUACAACGACACUUUACCACUGAACCUCCGCAGCGCUGUUGCUAACAAGAUCAAGCAGUAUUACCUAAAGGGGAAGCCUGUCAGCCAGGAGACCUUUAAAGAUCUAGUCCAGGCGCUCGGCGACCGUCUUUUCGCAGUAGACGUCGGCAAGAUGGUCGAGAUGCACGCCGCAAAGACCGGCCAGCCCGCCUACCUGUACCGGUACGGGUAUCGAGCCCAGUACAGUCUCUCGCACUUGAUGGCCGGUAACGAAAACGAUUAUGGUGUAAGCCACGCGGACGACGUGCUUUUAAUAUUUAACUUCGACUCGGAGCCGGCGUCCACCAAUGUACAAGACAGUAAGAUGAGAGAAGCUCUACUCGAUAUGCUUUAUAGCUUCGCGACUACUGGGAAUCCAAGAUUACCUAACAGUCCGCAGUGGCUGAAUAUCAAGCCAAAUUCACCCGAGUUGAACUAUUUGCUAAUUCAAGGGCCGGAUAAAAUCGAAAUGAAAUCUUGCCCCGACUUCGGCCACAGAUCCUUCUGGGACAGCCUAGGGUUUAUUGAAAAUGAAAACUAUAAUACUAACAUAAAGGACGAGCUCUAACUUCCUUUGUGUUAAUGUUUCUUGUAUGAAAUAUAUCACAUAAUGAUCUACAUACUCCUACUGUUUAUAAAAAAAUGUUAAUUAAAAAUUA
Messenger RNA from Zerene cesonia (dogface butterfly), 1829 nucleotides. RefSeq names its product venom carboxylesterase-6-like (gene cce-7). The record is from RefSeq and is a predicted model, not a curated record. Bases 41 to 1738 code for a protein of 565 amino acids. Lineage: Eukaryota; Metazoa; Arthropoda; Insecta; Lepidoptera; Pieridae. The transcript is spliced from 10 exons.